UCUCCGUCGGCGCGUUUGUCUGAUGCGCAGCGCCUCCCCAACUGGUCCCUCACUUUGACAAAUUCCUGGACGUGAGCGGGUCUGCUGAAUGGCUUCUUGCUCGUAAAAAAAUAUACCCUGAAUGUUUUCGAAGUUACCACAUCUUUUUUCUCCCCGCUGGCAGACUAUCAGUUUGAAAGAACACAAUGGGACCGUGGUCAUUUUGGAGUUUUUCCCUUUUGUCUUUCGUAUUUCUGUGCCCCUUUCCCCCUAAGUUUGUUGUUCAAGCGGAAAUAACCUCUUCCAGAGCAGACGACAGAUUUGAUCGCCUGGAGGUAACGCUGCUGGAGGCACGUGUAACCCUCGAAUCAACGGAGGUCAAAGUCGACAAUAUUACUAAAGUUUUGAGUGCUUUUGACUCGGAAGCAGCCGGUGCUUUGAACCCGAACAAUGGCACGCAUAUGGGGAAUGAAACACAGAGUGGACAUGGAAACGAGGGACUGAUCGGCAACAAAACGGCACCAAACUGUCACACUCGUCUCGAAAUACCUGGUAAAAAGUGUGCCAACACUUACGAGGACAACCAAGGGAGACCUACAGCGAAUAUAAUGUUAGAAAACACGUUUCCUGACACAAGAAAGAGGGUCAAAAGGGGUGUGGGUACAACAUACACCGAAAAUAUGGAUAGGAGUACAAGUGGAGAAGCUCAGUCAAGAGAGAGGUUUGUGGAGACUGUCCAAGGUGUUUCCAACUCCAGACCCGAGUACCGGCGCACUGUGGAGGAAGGCAGAGGGUCUAACCCGAGGCAAAGUGAGCCGCACCUGGACACUUCGACUUUUGCUCUAUCGGGGGACUCUGCGCACAACCAGGCGAUGGUGCACUGGUCCGGACACAACAGCAGCGUGAUCCUGAUCUUGACUAAGCUGUAUGACUUCAACCUGGGGGCUGUUACUGAGAGCUCACUGUGGAGAUCCUCUGACUAUGGAAGCACCUACAGCAAACUCAACGACAAAGUGGGCUCAAGGACAGUUUUAAGUUACCUGUAUGUCUGCCCUACCAACAAACAGAAGAUAAUGAUGCUUAGCGACCCAGAGGUAGAGAGCGCUGUUCUCAUCAGUUCAGAUGAAGGGGCAAGCUUUGAGAAGCAUCCCAUUAACUUCAAUAUCCUGAGCCUGCUCUUCCACCCUGCACAGGAAAACUGGAUACUGGCUUAUAGUCACGACGGCAAGCUGUACAGUUCAGUGGACUUUGGGAGGAGAUGGCAGCUUGUUCACGACAACGUGAUGCCAGGCCGAUUCUACUGGGCGGUAAUGGGGCUGGACAGAGAAUCAGAUGUGGUCCACAUCGAGACGCGCAUCGCGAAAGGCCGAGCCCAGUACGUGAAGUGCAGAGCCCAGCGAUGCACAGAAGGCAACAGACUUCGUCUCUUUCCUGGACAUGUCGACACCAACUCACUGGUUGUGCAGGAUGAAUAUGUUUUCACACAGGUAACCAAGUCAGGACGAGCCAGCUACUUUGUCUCCUACAUGAGAGAGUCCUUCAAGCGGAUGAAAUUACCGAAAUAUUGUCUACCAAAGGACAUGCAUAUUAUCAGUACAGAUGAGAAGCAGGUUUUUGCUGCAGUCCAGGAGUGGAAUCAGAACAACACUUACAGCCUGUAUAUCUCAGACUCCCCCGGGGUCUACUUUACCCUUUCAUUAGAGAACCUGAGAACCAGCAGAGGACCGGCCGGUAACCUACUGGUUGACUUUUAUAAGGUCGAGGGGAUAAAUGGCAUGUACCUCGCUAACAAACUGCUAGACACUCAUGUAAAGACUUUCAUCACAUACAACAAGGGACAAACAUGGGCUCUGCUGCCAGCUCCUGCUGCCGAUGUGGCUGGAAAUAACCUUCAUUGCAUUCUGCCAUUUUGUUCACUGCAUCUACAUCUGGAGAUGUCGGAGAAUCCCUACACGUCUGGACCCAUCACUAGCAAAAAGUCUGUUCCAGGAAUCAUCGUGGCUACAGGGAAUAUCGGAACAGAGCUGUCCUCCUCUAACCUUGGGAUGUUUAUAACAUCUGAUGCAGGAAAUAGCUGGAGACAGAUUUUUGAUGAAGAGCACAACGUGUGGUUUCUUGACAAUGGAGGGGCUUUGCUGGCAGUCCUACAUGCAGCGACGCCUAUUCGACACUUAUGGAUCAGUCUAGACGAAGGAAAAAAAUGGGACCGUCACAGUUUCUCCUUGGCACCUCUGUAUGUGGACGGAGUUUUAAUGGAGCCAGAAUCUGACAAUCACAUUAUCACUUUCUUUGGACACUUCAGUCAUCGGUCAGAGUGGCAGCUGAUCAAGAUCGACUACAAGGGCCUGUUUAGCAAUAGAUGCAUGGAUGGAGAUUAUCAAACAUGGCAACUACACAACAAGGGAGAGCUGUGUGUGAUGGGCGAGAAGCAGAUCUAUAUGAAGCGCAGACCAGGCAACCGUUGCAUGCUGGCCCAGGACUAUUCGAGGAUCUAUUCCUCAGAGCGAUGCCUCUGCACAGCCUAUGAUUUCGAAUGUGACUAUGGGUGGGAACGCCAGACGAGCGGGAAGUGCUCCCCAGCUUUUUGGUUUAAUCCAAAUGGUGUAGCUAAAAGCUGCAGCACCAGCCAAAGCUUUCUUAACAGCACAGGGUAUCGGAAGGUUUUGUCCAAUAACUGUAAGGAGGGAGGGAGGCACGUGUACUCGCCCAAGAGGCAGGCUUGUCGUCCCAGACCUCCCCGAGGCCUCCGGCUGUCCACCAGUCAAGGAGAGCUCAGUGCCACUGUUGGAAGCAACGUUACCUUCAUGGUCUACCUCGACGAUGGAGACUCGCUGAGGACCAGCAUCCAUCUAGACUUCGGGGACGGCAUCAAGAUCAUAUACUCAAACUUGAGCAGGACCGAUGAUGGCAUCAACCACAUCUACAGAACGACUGGGAUUUACCGAGUGACAGCUUCUGCUGAAAACAGCCAGGGAUCUGACAGCAGCACACUGUUUUUACACAUCACCAGUCCAGUGGAGCGUGUAUAUCUCUCCGCUCCUAUUGUUGCCAUCAGGGGGAAGGAGGUUAAUCUGACUGCGGUGGUUUGGCCGAGUCACACCAGAACAUUGACCUUCUUCUGGUGGUUUCACAACAGCUCCGAGCCUAUUAUAACCAUGGAGGGAAGCAUCUCGUACACGUUUCAGAGAGAAGGAAAUAACAAGGUCACGGUCCAGGUUGCUUCUGGGAGCACCAUAAUACAGGAUUCAAAAGUUUUAACUGUUAAAGAGUUCUUCAGGUCGCUGUUGUUGUCGUUCUCGCCGGCUCUUGAUGAGCACAAUCCUGACAUCCCAGAGUGGAGGGAGGACAUAGGGCGUGUGGUGCGGACAGCUCUGUCACAGGUGUCUGGGGUUCCUGAAGAUCAGCUGCUGGUGUCUUUGUAUCCUGGACUUCCAUCUACAGCAGAGCUCUUUAUCCUGCCUGAUGAACACACAUCAAGUGAGCACAAGAAAGGGAGCGAGGAGGCUCUAGAGACGAUAUCAGAUACUUUUGUCACUGCCCUGAACCAAGGCCUGAUCCAGUUUGAGCUGAAAGCAGAUAUUCGCAUUGCUGUAUACAUGACUCAGCAAACUCUGGCACCACUUGUGGAUUCUAACUCCAUUCACAGUGGGUCGGCCAUGCUGAUGCUGCUCACCGUGGUGUUAGUUGGUUUAGCGGCAUUCUUCAUCUACAAGUUCAAAAGGAAAAUCCCUUGGAUCCAUGUUCAGACUGAGGACAGUCAUGAGAAAGACCCGGAGGUGAUCAGUACGGUGGGUCAGAACGACAACAUGUCCAAGGUCAAGCUCAGUGAGUUUCCCUCUCCGAAAGAACUCAUGGAAAAGGAGCUGGAGGCCAGGAGCAGUGCAGGAAUUGGAAGAAAUAUGGAGAGAAUUGUUACAAGGGAAUUUCCAAACUGUACUAAUGUCUAAGACUCUGUUACCGAGUAAGUACGGUUUGUUGUGUUACAAUUGUGCUGAAAUUUGUUUUUUGAAAUUCAUUUCACGCUGAUAGCUGCUAUCGUUCAGUCAUGUUUUUUAGCCACAUGGAUAGAGAGUAAGUAUCUGCAAUACUUGAUGAAGAUCAAAAACACAGAGCGAGACUCGAUGGGCCUCUAGUUUGAGGGCGGUGAACUGCUGACAACCUCACCCGGCACAAAAUGUCCAAUUAGCAUCACGAUUCACCUGCUCUACAUCAACACCGUGGAUGUAUUGCUAUUAUGAGUAUUUCAUGAAUAUUCGGCUGCCAUUGUGUACUUUUGAUGAAUGCUUUGCUGCCUGUGACAGAUCGUCGUUUUUCUUAAUUAGGGAAACAACAGGGUGGGGGAAAACAGAUCGAGUUGUUGAAGAAAUAUACCUCAAAAGCUAUUAAGAAAAAAGUCAAAUGAGAAAAGAACCAUUUAUUUAAUGGGUUAGGACAAGAGAAAGGAUGUACAUUAUAGGCUUUACUGUUUAUGUUUAGAAAGUUACAUUAAAUUCAGCAUUUAAGAAGAAUGAUCAUGACUUACUAUAAGGACAUUUAGGCCCUUGAGAAAUAUUAUAAUACAGGAAUUAAAAAGAUGGAGGGAAACAUUUGUAUUACAUUAAAAUAGUCUAACACACAAAGUGAACCAGCAGGCUAUAAAAUUUGUCAAGUGUAACCUUUUUAUUUUGUUUCUAUAAUGCUAUCCCUUUUCUUUGUAUGCAGAAUAGAUAAAACUCAAACAACAAAAGAGUUGUCUGUUUUAGGCAGAACACAUCUUGCUCUGCCUCCAUACCACAGAAAUAUAUUUAAUAGAUCAUUAUAGCCAUCAUUUUGUAAUGUGUAAUAAACCACUUUAACUUCAAACUCUGGAUAAACAUGAACAUGUACCACCCUAAAACUAGAGGUAUUUGAGUUGUAAAUACACACUAAUGAAUAUUUAUAUAAAAAUGUCAAAAUCGGACUUUUGUGAAUGCUUAGAAAGAAAGAAACAUGUAAUUGGUUUUGUUCUGUAAGAUGACAUGGUGCUUUCAAUGACUGUCUCAGAUGAGCGUGCACAACAAAAGUGUGUUGUAUGGACAGUCUGGCCUUAGAAGUGGAAAUAAUGUAAACGUGUACAUAGAGGAAGAUGGAAUGUAAAUCUAUACAGUAGUGUCAUCCUACUUUAUUGUAAAGUCAACUCACUGAACAGGCAGUAUGUUUCUAUGACCUUCAGUUUCACAACAAGCUGUAUGUCCUUUUUUAUUUAUUAGAUUUUUUACAGUGGCAUGCCCUAAUUAUGUGAUAAAAGAUACAAUACUAUAUUAGGGUGAGCAAGUACUGUAUAUAUAUAUAUAUCACGGUUGGUUUUAAACUUUACACAUUAAACAAAUCAUUAAAACACCUCGUCUAAUAGUCUAGUUGUGCAAUUGCCAAAAGUUGUGCAUGAUCUAUGAUAUUGUUCAUUUUUGUCUGAUAUAUUUACAUAUAUAUCGUCUUGUUUUGAAUCAUAUUUCUUACUGUGAACAAAUUGCCAUUUUAAAAUUGUUCAAAAAUAAAUGUAUUUUUAUAUGGAA
This is a messenger RNA of Cottoperca gobio, 5510 nucleotides long. It is a transcript of the gene sorcs3b, whose product is annotated as sortilin related VPS10 domain containing receptor 3b. Gene Ontology annotation, cellular component: membrane. Gene Ontology annotation, molecular function: protein binding. NCBI's taxonomy places the organism in Eukaryota, Metazoa, Chordata, Actinopteri, Perciformes, Bovichtidae. The record is from RefSeq and is a predicted model, not a curated record.